AUGAGCGAAUCGACUGUUGAUGCUUAUGUGUCAGGAACAGGGGGACAGUGCCUCGAAGCGUAUGUGCUGGUGAUCGUCGUUGAUCGUCUAGGUAAGGAACAUAUCGGCAGUCGUCUAUGUGGCAACAGUCUGCCACCAAAGAUCGUGACGAUGCAGCCGACCAUCUACGUGCAGUUCGUCACCACUGCACCAGGACGUCAACAUCGUGGGUUUCGCCUGCGCUAUGAUAUCAUCUAUGAGGGUGUCAUCAAGGAACCACCAUCGUAUCUCCCAGAUGAAGAAAAGGAAUUCAAAAGCGAAUGUGGC
This is a messenger RNA of Cooperia oncophora, 306 nucleotides long. The record is from the annotation of a GenBank genome assembly. NCBI's taxonomy places the organism in Eukaryota, Metazoa, Nematoda, Chromadorea, Rhabditida, Trichostrongylidae.